AUGCCGGAAAAGGAAGAAGCAGUAUUCCGUUCAGCGGAUAUGUCGCUUGUUCAGUUGUAUGUUCCAACUGAAGUUGCUAGAGAUAUUAUCUAUAAAGUGGGUCAAUUAGAUAUUAUUCAAUUUAGAGAUUUAAAUUCUAAAGUCAAUGAAUUUCAACGUUCAUUUGUAAAAGAAUUGAGAAAAUUAGAUAAUGUUGAAAGACAAUUCAAUUUGUUUAAACGUGAAUUGGAUGUAAGAGAUAUUCCUAUCAAAUUGUUUCCUUAUGAUUUAGAUAAUGUCCCACCUCAAACUGAAAUUGACGAAUUAAUUGAAGGUUCUGAUUUAUUAGAAGAAAGAGUAAUUCAAUUGCGUGAUUCAGUAGAAACUUUAUAUGAUAAGGAAAAAUAUUUAAAACAAUUCAAAUACACCAUUCAAGCUGUUAAUAAUUUCUUUGCUGUACAAGGUGAAACCACAAUUGAGAACGAAGAAGAAACUGCAUUAUUAUCACAAUUGGAAAGUGGCCGUGGCGGCAGUGGUGGUGAUGCACGUUCAGGAUCUUCAUUUAUUUCUGGUGUGAUUAAUAGAGACAAAGUUGGUGUUUUACAACAAAUUUUAUGGAGAGUUUUAAGAGGCAAUUUGUAUUAUCAUCAUGAAGAUUUACCUGAAGAAAUUUAUGAUUUUAAAAACAAUGCUUAUAUUGCCAAAAGUUCAUUCAUUAUUUUUUCUCAUGGGUCACUUAUUCGUGAAAGAAUUAGAAAAAUUUGUGAAUCAUUAGAUGCUGAUUUGUACAAUGUUGAUUCCACUUCAGCAGCUAGAAGAGAACAAUUGGAUGAUGUUAACACUAAAACAACAGAUUUAUCUACUGUUUUAGCAGAAUCGGAAAAUGCAUUAAAUUCUGAAUUAAUUGCCAUUUCUCGUGAUUUGGCUAAAUGGUGGGAAAUUAUUGCUAGAGAAAAAGCUGUUUACAAAGCUAUGAAUAGUUGUGAUUAUGACAAUUCAAGGAAAACUUUGAUCGCUGAAGGUUGGACUCCAACCGAUUCUAUCACUGAAUUGACUACAGCUAUUCAAGAAUAUGAUGCAUCACAAUCAGUUCCAACCAUCAUUAAUGUUUUGGAUACAAACAAAACCCCACCAACUUAUACUCGUACCAACAAGUUCACUUAUGCUUUCCAAGCAAUUUGUGAUGCUUAUGGUGUACCUAAAUAUAAAGAAAUCAACCCUGGAUUACCAACAAUUGUUACUUUCCCAUUUAUGUUCGCCAUUAUGUUUGGUGAUUUAGGUCAUGGGUUUAUUGUUACUUUAGCAGCUGCUGCUCUUGUUUUAAAUGAAAAAAAAUUGAAUGCAAUGAAAAAAGAUGAAAUUUUUGAUAUGGCUUAUACUGGUCGUUAUGUUUUAUUACUUAUGGGGGUUUUCUCAAUGUAUACUGGAUUUAUUUAUAAUGAUGUUUUUUCAAGAUCAAUGUCUCUUUUCAAGAGUGGAUGGGAAUGGCCUGACAAGUUCAAAGUGGGUGAAACCAUUUAUGCCAAAUACGUUGGUACUUAUUCCAUUGGAUUAGAUCCAGCAUGGCAUGGAACUGAAAAUGCUUUGUUGUUUUCCAAUUCAUACAAGAUGAAAUUAUCUAUAUUAAUGGGAUACAUUCAUAUGUCUUAUUCAUAUUUCUUUUCCCUUUUCAAUUAUACAUAUUUCCAUAGCAUGAUUGAUAUCAUUGGUAAUUUCAUUCCUGGUCUUUUAUUCAUGCAAGGUAUAUUUGGAUAUUUGUCCUUAUGUAUUGUUUAUAAAUGGUCAGUUGAUUGGUUUGCUACAGGAAGACAACCACCAGGGUUAUUGAAUAUGUUGAUUAAUAUGUUUUUACAACCAGGAGAAGUUCCGGAACCUUUAUAUUCAGGACAAUCUACUAUUCAAGUUUUCCUUUUACUUAUUGCUUUGAUUUGUGUUCCUUGGUUAUUAUUAGUCAAACCAUUGUAUAUGAAAAGACAAUUAGAAAAACAUGCCAAUUACACCCAAUUAGCCAAUGAUGAAGAAACAGGUGAACAAGAACACAACAACAACAACAACGACAACGACAAUGAUGAUGAAGAAGAAGAUCAUGAAGAACACAAUUUUGGUGAUAUUAUGAUUCAUCAAGUGAUUCAUACUAUUGAAUUUUGUCUUAAUUGUGUCAGUCAUACAGCAUCUUAUUUGAGAUUGUGGGCCCUUUCAUUGGCUCAUGCUCAAUUAUCCACUGUUUUAUGGUCUAUGACUAUUGGUAAUGCAUUUGGUCCAACUGGUAUUGUUGGUACUUUUAUGGUGGUAUUUCUAUUUGCCAUGUGGUUUGUAUUAUCGGUUUGUAUUUUGGUGGUUAUGGAAGGUACUUCAGCAAUGUUGCAUUCUUUGAGAUUACAUUGGGUUGAAAGUAUGUCCAAAUAUUUUGAAGGUGGUGGUUCUGCUUUUGAACCAUUUACAUUUAAAGGGUUGUUAGACACUAUUUUGUAA
Messenger RNA from Candida dubliniensis CD36, 2451 nucleotides. It is a transcript of the gene VPH1, whose product is annotated as H(+)-transporting V0 sector ATPase subunit a. Gene Ontology annotation, cellular component: fungal-type vacuole membrane; vacuolar proton-transporting V-type ATPase complex; vacuolar proton-transporting V-type ATPase, V0 domain. The transcript has a single exon. Gene Ontology annotation, biological process: vacuolar acidification; proton transmembrane transport. The coding region runs from base 1 to 2451 and encodes 816 amino acids. The record is from RefSeq and is a predicted model, not a curated record. NCBI's taxonomy places the organism in Eukaryota, Fungi, Ascomycota, Pichiomycetes, Serinales, Debaryomycetaceae. Gene Ontology annotation, molecular function: ATPase binding; proton-transporting ATPase activity, rotational mechanism.